Molecule: messenger RNA, 2041 nt
Organism: Pectinophora gossypiella (pink bollworm)
Lineage: Eukaryota; Metazoa; Arthropoda; Insecta; Lepidoptera; Gelechiidae
Product: synaptosomal-associated protein 25-like
Exons: 8
Coding region: 261-881 (206 amino acids)
Biological process (GO): exocytosis; synaptic vesicle fusion to presynaptic active zone membrane; synaptic vesicle priming
Cellular component (GO): SNARE complex; plasma membrane
Molecular function (GO): SNAP receptor activity; syntaxin binding
Source: RefSeq, a predicted model, not a curated record
AGAAGUAUACAGUGACUCAAAAAAAACAUUUAUUAGUAAAAAGUGCAUCCUGAAUUAAUAUUGAUAGCAAAAGUCGAGUGUUGAAUAAUUGCAUUCGUUCAUUCGCUGAAUAUAUUUUAUCUGUACUUGACGUAAGCUGACUCCCACAGAUAAUCUCCGUUUGAAGCCACAGGAGAGUGCCGUAGUUCUAUGAAAACUUGUUUUCAACUGUAUUUUCUAUCAUUGAACAUAGACAUUAUUAAGUAUCUAUGUUACUUUAAAUGCCGGGCCCAAAUCAAACGGACGACCUUCAGCUGAGCAACAGUGUGGAUCUACUGCAGAACCGCGCCAGGAAAAUUGCAGACCAGUCGCUUCAAUCUACUCGGCGAAUGGUAGUUAUGGUCGAUGAGAGCAAGGAGGUUGGACUCCGAACGUUGGUAACUUUAGACCAACAGGGAGAAAAGCUGGCGAGAUUUGAUGAAGUUCAAGAUGAGAUUCGAGAUGAGAUACAGCAGUCAGAAAAAGCUCUCAAUGAUAUGGAGAAAUGCUGCGGACUGUUCGCUUUACCGUGGCCAAGGUCAAAACUAAGCAAAGCAGACAAGGCGUGGAAGAAAACAAAAGAAGAUAAAGUAGUGAAAAGACAGCCGCAGAAAAUAACUGAUGAUACAAGUGAUCUGGACGAACAUUUGCCCAGGAUAACAAACGACGACGGUGAAGUGGAGAUGGACAGCAACCUGGCGCACGUUCACUCCACCGUGGGCAACCUGAAGAGUAUGGCAGCUGGGAUCAACGCUGAGGUCCGCGCGCACAAUCGCCAGCUUGACAAACUAAGACAGAAGGCGGACAGUAACGAUGAACAUGUGAUGGCAGCAGCUCAGCGCACUGACAAACUGCACCAUUAAACGACUACACACUGGCGAGCAGGAGAAUGAAACGCCAUCAAACCGACAACAAUCCACCAGUUGGAGACUUCUCCUGCAGAGUGUGCGGUAGAGUUUGCCGCUCUAGGAUUGGCUUGCACAGCCAUGAAAGAAAGUGCAUUUCUUCGAAGCAAUGACGUCAUAAAUCGUCUGAAACAGAUCUGAAGGCCAAUGAUGAUGAAACGACUACAAAUCAUAUUUUUAAAACUGCAAAUCGAGUAGGGAUUAUUCCCCCGUAGGCCGCUUCCGUGAUAUCGCUCUUGCAUAGUCAAUUCAUGCGACUGACUGUAAAUUAAUACUUUCCUACGUAAAACGUAACUACAAUUCAUAAUUCUUGCCGAGACUAUCACAUUUAAGGCGUGCCAAGUAGAGUAGAACAUAGAAUUAUUUUUACAAAAAUAUGACUGAUAUUUGGCCUAACUUUAUCAUCAUCACUAUGCGUGGUAUUAAUAAACUAAUCUCAGCUUCGAGACUGCCCUCAAGAUCAUGUCAAUUUGACAGUUCUCAUAUAAAAACAGAGACUUGAGCAUGAUCUUGAGUUGUUGAGGGCAGUCUCAGCUGAGAUUCGCUUAUUAAUACCACCCUAUGUGUAACGUCCUCCUUGUACUUAUCUAGUUUAGUCUAAAAGACAAAGGAACUCCAAAUUGGCAGACUGAUUGUAUCGAUUCGUUGAAAUUGGACAAAAAAUAUUUUACGUCCGUUUAAAAUUAAAAUAAUUAGGUAAUGGUGCUGAUUCUAGUGCAUACCAUCUAAUUUUAUUUUAAGUUAUACCUAUAAUUUUCAUCCGCCGAAGGAAAGGGACCGGUAAUCGACAGGCAUAUUUAUGGAACACAUGUCAAUUUUAGGCAGAAGUUUAAAAACCGUUCCAAAAUUGUAUAUUGGCCAGCAGAAUUAAGUUGCGAGAUGCUUAUUUCAAUUGCCCGGGUUUUCCUUUCAUUUUAAAAUUAACAGUUGUCAAUCAUCCGUCCCUUUCCUUUUCGACGAAUAAGAAAAAGACAGAUAUAGCUUAAAAUAAAAUUAGAAUGUGUCUGCAGCAAUCGGGGCCAUUAUAAGUUAUAAAUACUUUAAGUAGUAGAUGAAAAUAUACAUAUAGGUACACAGCUUAUACUUACCUACUUAAACAAAAUCAAUGUUAAAGAAAA